AUGGCGCGACGAACAUUUCCAAGGAGAAACAACGCGCCGAGCGGCGGGACUUGUGCGCCCGUGUUCGCGCGCACGAUCAAGGAGCCGGGAUAUCUUCAGACUUUGAGGCCGUCAAGAUCAAGAGGUUCGAAUGAGCUCCGCAAGAUCUUCCUCCAAACCUCAAUCAUUCCCUCUGCUUCAGGCUCCGCCUACCUCGAAAUUCCCUCGUCUUCUCCCGCCUCCAAAUCGACACUCAUACCACCAACGUCCUCUCUAAAGAUUACUGCCUCGGUCCAAGGGCCUAAGCCCCUCCCCCGUAGCGUGCCUUUUAGCCCCUCGCUCCUCCUCACUACGACUGUGAAGUUUGCACCAUUCGCAACCCGGCACCGACGAGGCUAUAUCCGAGACUCCAUAGAACGGGAUCUCGGCGUUCACCUCGAGACCGCACUGCGAGGUGUCAUCAUUGGUGAGCGCUGGCCGAAGAGCGGCGUAGAGGUUGUCAUUACGAUUCUGGAAGGCGAUGAGGAUGGAUGGUGGGGUGAUUCUGGAAACGACGGGAGCGUAAAUAGAGGUGGUUGGGGGCUACUAAACGUAUUAGCGGGAUGUAUAACGGUUGCCAGCGCCGCGAUCACGGACGCAGGAAUCGACUGUGUGGACGUGGUAUGUGGUGGAGUGGCAGCGUUGACGCGGGAUCCGGCCGCGAGGGAUAAGAAAGAGUUGGUCAGAAUAUUGGACCCGUGUCCCGCGGAACACAAGGAAAUUGUUGCGGCAUGUGCGGUUGGAUAUCUGGCUUCCAGGGACGAAAUCACAGAGAUAUGGAUGAAGGGAGAUGUUGGGGCUGAUCCCAAUGCCUUGGUCGAGGGAGCUACGCACGCAGCGGUUGGCAGCCUAGCGGUCGUCAAGGAAGUCCUACUUGAGGCGCUCCAAGCAAAGUUUCAGGGACCGAUGGAGGGCAACGAAAGUGGUCUGAAGAGAAAAGCGCAGGACGUUGAGAUGACUGGUUGA
Messenger RNA from Cucurbitaria berberidis CBS 394.84, 984 nucleotides. Its product is annotated as exoribonuclease family protein. NCBI's taxonomy places the organism in Eukaryota, Fungi, Ascomycota, Dothideomycetes, Pleosporales, Cucurbitariaceae. Gene Ontology annotation, cellular component: nuclear exosome (RNase complex); nucleolus; cytoplasmic exosome (RNase complex). Gene Ontology annotation, biological process: nuclear mRNA surveillance; poly(A)-dependent snoRNA 3'-end processing; U4 snRNA 3'-end processing. The record is from RefSeq and is a predicted model, not a curated record. The coding region runs from base 1 to 984 and encodes 327 amino acids. The transcript is spliced from 3 exons.